Molecule: messenger RNA, 745 nt
Organism: Daphnia magna
Lineage: Eukaryota; Metazoa; Arthropoda; Branchiopoda; Diplostraca; Daphniidae
Product: larval cuticle protein III/IV-like
Exons: 3
Coding region: 90-365 (91 amino acids)
Cellular component (GO): chitin-based extracellular matrix
Molecular function (GO): structural constituent of chitin-based larval cuticle
Source: RefSeq, a predicted model, not a curated record
CUGAUGAGCGCAACCUCGAUGGCAGCAACCAAUGGAGCUAUGCCCAGUCUGACUACACUACCCGUGAAGAGUCCCAGGUCCAGAAAAAGAUGCAAGGAGUCACCUACGAUUCUUACGGAAAAGAAUCGUACGGUGAAGUCUUAGGCAACACCAACAAAGGAUCCUCUUACUGGGUUUCCCCUGAAGGCCAGAAAUUCACUUUGACUUGGGCCGCUGAUGAAGCUGGAUUCCAGCCCAAAGGUGACCACUUGCCCGUCGCUCCCGUCCACGAAUACGAGCUCCCAGUUGCUCCCGUGCAUGAAUACGAACUCCCAGUUGCCCCCGUCCACAUCCCUUUCAACGGCAAAGGCUACAAGAUCUACUAAAUUAAUGAAAUCUCAAUUAGAUAAAUAAUUUAAAGCCAUGUAUUUCAGGCCCUACCCCUCUUGGCUCUUGGUGUAAAAACGUGUAAAUAUAAAGCGGAGACUAUCUAGCAAACUUGUUUCUUUGAAGCACAUAUUCAAUGUGGUUCUUGUUGAAAUUGAGCUUUUUCGUCGACUUUGGGUGUUGGGCCUUGAUUAGUUGUUGAGAGUAUUUUGAAGCGAUAAAGGUGAAUCCGGAAUAAUGUGAAGAUGCAACAUGAUGCGAAUUCAUGCUGGACAUUGUAUGGGAACAGAGGGAUGUGCACUUAAGAAAGUGUCCGAUCACUAAUCAAAAUUGUUGUUCAUAAUAAAUCGCUUGGAAUCGCAAUAAAAAGUGUAGCUUC